UCUCUAGGAUGCUGCUGAACCACCUUUGAACAAGAUGCAUCCCCAUGAGAACUCAUCAUGUCACUAAUGUGUUUGUGAAAUCGCAGUUGGUGAAGCACGUUAUUUUAACUUCUUCAAUUGCUGCUGUUACAUUUAAUGGAAGGCUUCUGACUCCUAAAGCAGUAGUUGAUGAUACCUGGUUUUUCGAUCACAAACUUUGUAAGGAGUCGAAGUCAUGGUACUGGUAUGUGCUUUCAAAGACAUUGGCUGAAGAUGCUGCUUGGAAAUUUGCAAAAAAAAAAAAAUUAACCCAGCAAUGGUGAUUAGACCUCUUCUGCAACUAGUACUUAACACAAGUGCUGCUGGUGUUUUGAAUGUAACUAAUGGAGAAGCCUUAUUCCGAUAAAGUUGCUCAGCUUAAAGCAGAAUAUGAGAAGGCUAUGGAAAGUUAUAAUGUUGCUGAAGCAGGAAGAGAAAAGGGAGAAGGAGAAGGAGAUCAUGAAGAGGGCUGAUGAAAAAUAUGAUAAGGAAGAAGCUGCGGCCAGUGAAGAUGAGGAGUUUUAAAAGCAAAUGGUAGCAGGAGUUCUUCCCACAUCAACUUUUUGUUAAUCAUAGUUCUGCUGUAUAUCACAUUUUGGUUUUCCA
Messenger RNA from Arachis ipaensis, 624 nucleotides. The record is from RefSeq and is a predicted model, not a curated record. Lineage: Eukaryota; Viridiplantae; Streptophyta; Magnoliopsida; Fabales; Fabaceae.